Synchytrium microbalum is the source of this 1248-nucleotide messenger RNA. RefSeq lists its product as uncharacterized. The transcript has 6 exons. Gene Ontology annotation, cellular component: cytoplasm. Bases 1 to 1248 code for a protein of 415 amino acids. Gene Ontology annotation, molecular function: calcium ion binding; calcium-dependent phospholipid binding. Lineage: Eukaryota; Fungi; Chytridiomycota; Chytridiomycetes; Synchytriales; Synchytriaceae. The record is from RefSeq and is a predicted model, not a curated record.
AUGCCCUUCGCUUUCGAUAUAAAGAUUGGUGGAAUCAACAUUGAAAUCGAUAUCAAUAGCGGCCCAAACAAUGGCCAACUCCCCAUGUUCAACCAAAUCGGAAACCAACAAAUUCACCAAAACCAUCAUCCCAUGCAACCAAUGCAGCAGAUGGCCAUGCCCAUAUUCCAGAUGCCAAAUCAAAUCAAACAAGAACAUCACCAAGAACAACACCACAAUCAUCACCACCACCAUCCUCAACAUCAAGAACAACAAGUGUUCUACCCUCCACCUCAAAUGUUUCAGGAAGUACCUGCUCCUGUAGUUUAUCAAGCGCCUGCUCCUAUUGUUGAGCAAGUUCAAGCUCCAGUGGUGGUUGAAGCUCCAGCUCCAAUUGUUGAGAGAGCUCCUGAACCUGUUGUCGAACAAGCCCCAGUUGCUGCUGCACUUGUUGUCGACCUCGUGCCAGCCAUGGCUGCUCUUAGUGUUUUCGAGACCACUGUUCAACCAUUGAGCUCUCAAGAAGUCGCUGAUUUGGUUCUUAGAGCACAUACAGCUAUGAAGGGUCUUGGUUGUGACAACGCCUCACUAAUCAACAUCCUCGGUAACUUGCAUGCCUCUAAUGCCGGACAGUUAAAUCACGCAUACAAGGCCAACUAUGCCAAAUCCCUUUACGAAGCCGUUGGUAAUGAAACCAGUGGCAAUUACGGGAAAUUGGCAGAAUUAUGCUGUCUUCCAGUCGCUGAGUGCGCUGCUAUAGAAUUAAAGGCUGCCAUGAAGGGAGCUGGAACUGACGAAAGUGCUUUGAUUGAUGUCCUUGUUGGAUGCAACAAUGCCGAAAUGGCUGAAAUCAAGGCAGCUUUCCAGGCACUCUAUAGUCAGAACUUGGAGCAUCAGGUUGCUAAAGAGACUCAUGGUAAUUUUGGCAAGGCUCUGAUUGCUUUAUUGCAAGGACAACGUAACGAAGGUGGUGAAUGGAAUGUACAAGAUGAUGUUGAUCUCCUUUACCGCAGUGGGGAAGGUCGCAUUGGUUGCGACGUUGGCGAAUUCAUCUCGGUACUGUGUACUCGUCCUGGGGGUCAUUUACGUGCAGUAUUUGAAGGAUAUACCCGUACUCACAACAAGGACAUUGCCAGAGUCAUCAAGUCUGAAACAGGCUCUGAUCUAGAACAUGUUCUGUUGGCCAUUGUUAAAUCCAUUCGCGAUCAUCCCGCUUAUAUUGCAGAAUCGAUCGAAUCAGCCAUGUCUGGAAUUGGUAUGGACGGAUAG